Molecule: messenger RNA, 1035 nt
Organism: Aspergillus steynii IBT 23096
Lineage: Eukaryota; Fungi; Ascomycota; Eurotiomycetes; Eurotiales; Aspergillaceae
Product: zinc-dependent alcohol dehydrogenase family protein
Exons: 2
Coding region: 1-1035 (344 amino acids)
Molecular function (GO): oxidoreductase activity
Source: RefSeq, a predicted model, not a curated record
AUGACCACCCACACCGUCUUCCGCCUCCCCUCCCUCGGCGCCAUCACCAACCUCACCCGCCAAACCGAGCCCCUCCCCACCAUCUCCAAGCACGAGGUGCUAAUCCGCAUCCGCUCGGUCGCCCUCAACUCGCGGGACCUCCAAGUCGCGACAAACACCUACCCUGCGGCGACCAAGAACGAGCUGAUCCCGUGCUCCGACGGCGCCGGCGACAUCGUGUCCGUCGGCUCCGAAGUCAAGGAUCUGAAGGAGGGCGACCGCGUCGUCAUCUCGUUCGACCCCAUGCAUCAGUAUGGGCCGCAGAAGGACUUUUUGAGCUGCCAGGGUGGUGCGGCGGAUGGCACGUUGGCGCAGUAUGUGGCCCGCCCCGCGACGGGGGUCGUGAAGGUGCCGGAGGGAGCGCCGCAUUCGUAUGCGGAGCUGGCGAGUUUGGUCUGUACGGGUGUCACCGCGUGGAAUGGGUUGUAUGGCAAUGUGCCGUUGAAGCCGGGGCAGGUGGUUUUGCUGCAGGGCACCGGAGGCGUGGCCGUGACGGGCCUCAUCCUCGCGAAAGCAGCCGGCGCAACGACGAUCAUGACCUCGUCCAGCGACGAGAAGCUGGCGCAGAUCAAAUCGAAGUUCCAGCCCGACUACACGAUCAACUACAAGAAGACGCCGGACUGGGCCGCCGAAGCGAUCAAGAUCACCGGCGGCAAGGGCGUCGAUCAUAUCCUCGAGAUCGGCGGUCUGGGGACCAUCGAGCAGAGCAUCAAGGCCAUCACCCCUGGUGGUGUCAUCAGCGUGAUCGGGUACCUGGCGGGCAGCGACAAGGUGGUUGAUGUGCCGCUGCAGGCGCUGUUGAAGACUUGUGUGGUGCGUGGCGUGCUGAUCGGUCCGAAGUGUAUGUUGGAGGACCUGGUGACGUUUGUGUAUCGCAAGGAGCUGCGGAUGCCGGUCGAGAAGGAGUUUGGGUUCAGUCGGGACGAGGUCAUUGCUGCUUAUGAGUAUUUGAGAUCGGGGCAGCAUGUUGGGAAGGUUUGCAUUCGGGUGGAUUAG